AUGUCGAAAAUGUCGUCUGAUGGAGAAUCAACUCAGCCUUUCAGCGACUCUUCCGAGAUGCAACGACGCCUGGACCGAAUCGCAGCUGAAUACCAGAAAACAGGAGAACGAAGCGGCGUUGUACAGCCAGGAUUGUCGGCUCCUGGCGAGGACCACCUGGGACGAACUUGCGGGCUAAAGGCCGAAGAAAGAGCAACACAAGCGGCCGCCAGCGUGACGGUCGCUGAAUUAACCGAAGCUCUUACUAGUGCUACACUCGCUUCGGCACCGGACGCCCGGCUUGUUCUCGCUUGCCCCCACUGGCCGAGAGGCGCCGAUCCAGCAAGUGUCCGGCUUGCAGAAAGUGCUGACGGUUGGGACGUGGUGGGUGUAGUGCAACGCACACACGAUGUGAACUUCACUAUUUGUCUCCCCUUCUACGACGACCCUUACGAGCUGCCCUCGCGACGGGCCAUACCUCACUACCUCCGUUGCAUACUGUACUAUGAACCUGCCAACGACGACUGCGUGUUGCUCAACCAAUCCCUCACAGACAUCUACCUGAUUCGUCUGGGUUCGACAAUGUGUCGCGCGCGUAUGUCAUACGAUCAAACUCACAUCAUCAGGCCUGGUCUGUGGAGGAUUCUAGCCGUUGGUAGCAACAAUAUUGCAGAGCAGCACCUGGUCGAUAUUUUGAUCCUUCGAAGACGAUUCUCCGUCUCUAUACAUAAGGCUCCGGCCGAAUCGCGGACAUCUACCAAACGCGCGGCUAGCGACGAAGAGGAAGCAAACGCGAAACGCCAAAAGAGAAAUGGGGACGUGACAGAUAUUAUCCUAGCCUCGACAGCGACUCCCGCUCAAAUCCCCAUCGCUAGGGCUCCCGGAGCUAGCACGCCGCUGGACCUGAUCCCCAAGUCCGCUAAGUGCAUCGUCCGCACCAGAGGUACACCACUUCUAGACUUUGCAGAUGGGGAAUCAGCGACCGUUGUGGUUGCACAACCCACUACUGCUAGCACUGCGAGCGCUUUUCCGCGGCCCGACCCAGUUGGCGAAGUAAACAACAGAGGUGCGGUUACCUACAAACUGGACCGGCUUGAGGAAAUCACCAAAACGCCAUCAGCCAGCUUGUUCACUGCCAGACACUCGGGAUUGCUAGGAAGGAUUGUUGUUAAAGUCACCCGAUACGAGGGAAAGGAGACCAGGGAACUCAUUCGGUGCGCGGGGAUUUGGCAACGAGAGAAAUGCUUCCUGGAAAAGUUACAUCAUGAAAGGAUCGUAUCGCUUCAGGCCUUUGACGGCCGUCUUCUCGCAAUGUACGAAGAGCACCUUCCCCCGUCACUUAGCCGCGGCAUCAACUCUCCGUUUUCGGCUGCGGACGCCUACGCGAUUCUCCGUGAUAUGUCGUCCGCCUUGACAUAUCUGUCGUCUCGACAGGUCCCGGUGAUCCAUAACGACAUCAAACCAGCCAACAUCGCCUACUCUCCCCAACGAGGCGCUGUCCUACUUGAUUUCGGUUUGGCUAUGUACAGCCGAGAAAAGCACUCAACAGGUGGCACGCCGUGGUAUAUUCCUCCAGACCUUAUCACCGAAGGGACGCGUGGCGCACCAGGCGACAUAUGGGCUUUAGGCGUCACGAUGCUCUACGUGGUGGGAAAGAUCAGCCUUCCUGAAAAGACAAGAAAGAGCUGGCUAAUCAGGGAUCUGAAAUCCCGAGAUAACGUAGCCCUGAGACGCAUGAUGGAUUGGCUUGGUUUUGUCUCUCGCGCUAGGGAAGGUUUGAGUCGUAAUGAUGAGAUUGAAGGCCUCGUCUAUCGGAUGUUAGAGCCUAAAAGCAAGCUUCGAAUCCAAGCUGGGCAGAGUGCUGUCGAGUUCCGCCAGACACCGUGA
Molecule: messenger RNA, 1866 nt
Organism: Colletotrichum tamarilloi
Lineage: Eukaryota; Fungi; Ascomycota; Sordariomycetes; Glomerellales; Glomerellaceae
Product: serine/threonine protein kinase-20
Exons: 2
Coding region: 1-1866 (621 amino acids)
Biological process (GO): signal transduction; protein phosphorylation
Molecular function (GO): protein serine/threonine kinase activity; ATP binding
Source: RefSeq, a predicted model, not a curated record